AUGCUCUGCCCGCCGCCAAAGGGCUUGAUCGCCAGCGCAGGGCUAUGGCUCUCCAACGUACGGGACCACUUUGAGGUGCACUGCGCAGACUUGCCACCCGAGGCGCGCCGCACCCGCUUCCUCGGCGGCGGCUGGCCUCUGUUCCGCACCCUCGAGGCUCAUGUGCGUGACCGCGUCCUCGACGACUACUUGCGCAAGCACUGCAAGUGCCGCCGAUGGCUCUACCUCGUCUUUGCUUCCCGCCACCCAUACCUCGCAGACAUGGGACGCCUUGUCCGUCAACUGUCCAGACCUAGAUCUGCAUCGCGACCCCUGGGUCAUGUGCCAGGCCCGUCCACGAAACCCCAGGCUUUACACCCCAGCGGAACCUUGAGCACCUCGAACAUUCAGAAUCCUUCCCGGGCACACGACCUGGACGACAAGACUAGCGUCAACCCAUCAUCCCCUGCCCAGGUACGAGCCCGGAUGGCACGAAUCAGCAUGGAGUCGAUCCGCAGGUACUUGCUCGCCCCGGACGUCCGCGAGCGCCCCCGCUCCGACCCAAUGGGCCCGCUGAGCGGGCAAGACCUCUCGACGUUGGAGGAUCUGCUGAAGAUUGCGGACGCGUUGGCCAUGUCCGACCGCAGCAACAGGGAUGCCGUUACCGCCUCCUUGGCGGGGCGGGACUGGAUCGAGCUCGAGCUGGAGAUGGACGACGUGUGGUCUGUGGACGACGGAACGGGAGGGGGGCGAGCAGGGGAGGAGUCGACGGUGAGGCCGGUUUUGCAGGAGCUGUACCCGGGGCCGAGCAUGCGCCGGGACAUGCCCGAGGACCAGCAGCAGCCAAGCGCCGGCUCAUGCGAAAAGGACCACCCCAAGUCUCUGCACGAGUGUGACCCGCAAGUUUGGCGAGCUGAAGCCGAGAACCGCGCUUUGCAUGCACAUCAUCAACUUGCCGCACCGCACCGGCACAGCGCACCGCCAAGCACCACCCGGACCCCCGAGUCCCGGCUCAUGGACAGGCCGCAGGCCAAGACCACGGGCAAGCGGCGCCGUGGAAGUGAUCAGACAUCGGACCGGCCCGGCAAACGGCGCCGAACGACAGAACGCCACUCCUGGAUAAAAUGGCUGUCGUCGGCCAUCUUUGGCGGCAAGCAAGAAGAGCAGGUCGAGGCAGCCGAUGAGCUGCGUUCCUCGGAUGCCGAGACGGAGAACGCGCUGGGCAGCCCGCGACGGCCGCUCUGGGCCGGUACGCCGGUGGGCGAUGUGCUGCGCCUGCGGGACCUGCGGGACCGUGAUGAUGAUGGCUUUUAUGAUGACUCCCUGGUGUCGCGCUGUGCCACGACACCGGCCGAGCUGGCUCGGGAGAGGGCGAGCGGGGAGCGUCCUCGCGCCGAUCUCCCUUUGCCCAGCGCACGUGUCCAAGCCGCCGAGGGCGAAAGCCAAACCUCGACGCCGCAAGCCCUCGACUCAAAGGCACAGGAACCGGCAGGCUCCCUGCCACCAAGCAGCGGCAGUGACGAUAAAUCCAGCUCCUACGAUCCAGUCGCCUCAUUCAUAGCCCGUAAAGUCCGAAGCCCCGCGCCGUCGCUCGAGCGCUCAUCUCCAUCCGAUCUUUCGAGAAUCGAUGCCCCCGCCCUCAUCUCCAAGCCUGAGCGCGAGCCUGUCGUCGAUCUCAACACCAUCGCCAUCGUCAUCGCCCUUCCUACCCGCCCCUGA
Molecule: messenger RNA, 1698 nt
Organism: Hirsutella rhossiliensis
Lineage: Eukaryota; Fungi; Ascomycota; Sordariomycetes; Hypocreales; Ophiocordycipitaceae
Exons: 3
Coding region: 1-1698 (565 amino acids)
Source: RefSeq, a predicted model, not a curated record